Tilletiopsis washingtonensis is the source of this 762-nucleotide messenger RNA. RefSeq lists its product as hypothetical. The record is from RefSeq and is a predicted model, not a curated record. NCBI's taxonomy places the organism in Eukaryota, Fungi, Basidiomycota, Exobasidiomycetes, Entylomatales. Bases 65 to 730 code for a protein of 221 amino acids. The transcript is spliced from 5 exons.
UUCCCGCGCACGACCACCACCACCGCCCGACCUCUCGCCCCGCCGUCCACGUCUCCUGCCCAGCAUGUCGUCCGCAGACGUCGCCAGCUCGCCGAGCACAUACGCCGGACACCUCUCCAACGGCGACGGCAUGGCCGCGUCGCGCGCCUACCGCCCCACGCACCCCGAGCUCUUCGAGGUGCGCUUCGAGGAAGGCGCGUACAACUCGAGCCUCGUCGCGCUGCGGAGCUUCAAGAAGGACGAGGUCAUCGCAGCCAUGACAGCGGCCACGCCAAGCUCGCAGAUCCGCUACUCGACAGUGCAGGUCAGCGAGCAGAGCCACAUCGAGCUAAACAGCGACCUGCUGUACUGCAACCACUCCUGCUCGCCAUCAGUGCGCUUCGACGUUUCGACGCCCGCCUCCGAGGCAUCGGGACGUGGAGCCUGGGCCGCGCGCGCGGAGCAAGACAUUGCCAAGGGCGACGUGCUGACGUUCUUCUACCCCUCGACCGAGUGGCACAUGUCGCAGCCGUUCCAGUGCAACUGCGGCUCGUCGCAAUGUCUCGGCAUGAUCUCCGGCGCCCAGCACAUCGAUGCCAAGAAGCUCGCACGCUACUUCCUCAAUGCGCACAUUCUGCGCCUGAAGGAGGCGCAGCUGGUGCAGGCGGGCGACGCCGAGGGCGCUCGCAUGCUCGUCGAUGGGCGCAACGACGUCCUCGGACGCGCACAGCCCGACGAGCAGACGGCAUGAUGCCUCGCCGCAUGCCUCGCCGCACGGCAUAG